GAUCGACGUACAAGGACGUCAAAGGACCGACGUACAAGGACGCGUUGCUGGGCCCGUCGAAGCGAGAGGUUGAGCUCCAGAAGCAGGUGGACACCAUGCGGGCGCAGCUUCAGGACCUCAAGGAGCAGCAGCACGCCACCCACGAGGAUGAAGACGACGAGAAGCCAGUGGACCUGGAUAAGCUCUUCAGGUGGGCUCAAUCGUGCAGAUCCGAGUGGGGAGACGAGUCCACUGAGUACCAGCAGGCGCAUGGGCGCUACAUGCGGGCCAAGGACGCCAAGCAGAGCACGAAGCCGCACUCGGUCCAGCUCACCAAGGCACGGGCUGCCAGGGAGAAGCUCGAGAAGGAGGAGGCGGCCAUCCAUGGCGAGGUCAAGCGGCAUCAGAAGGCGAUGCAGGAUGCGCAGGAGAAGCUCGCCAAGCAAAGUGAGCAGCUCGAGGUCGCAAAGGCCAAGGAGUCGGAGCUCAAGGUGCAGGACGUCUCCAUCAAGGGUAAAGGCUUCCUCACGGCGAUGCAGAAGCAGUACGAAUGGGCCGUCGAAGGAAGCGGCAUCAGCAAAGAGGAGCACGAGCACGCGUUCGCAGCACUCGCCAGGGUGCUGGACAACGCCAGGGAGGAGCCCAAGGAGGACAAGGACGGCAUGGACACUGAAGAGGCGCAGCCAGAAGUGGACAAGCAGGACGCGAGCAGGGACCUCAGCUGUCGCCAGAAGAACAAGAGUGGCUACACGCACGUGGGGUACCUGAGGAUGCCAGCGAAGCACAGCGAAAGAG
Messenger RNA from Prorocentrum cordatum, 774 nucleotides. Lineage: Eukaryota; Dinophyceae; Prorocentrales; Prorocentraceae. The record is from the annotation of a GenBank genome assembly.